Nematolebias whitei (Rio pearlfish) is the source of this 2088-nucleotide messenger RNA. It is a transcript of the gene nfs1, whose product is annotated as NFS1 cysteine desulfurase. Gene Ontology annotation, cellular component: nucleus; mitochondrion; cytosol. The record is from RefSeq and is a predicted model, not a curated record. The transcript has 14 exons. Gene Ontology annotation, molecular function: pyridoxal phosphate binding; cysteine desulfurase activity. The coding region runs from base 258 to 1607 and encodes 449 amino acids. Gene Ontology annotation, biological process: [2Fe-2S] cluster assembly. NCBI's taxonomy places the organism in Eukaryota, Metazoa, Chordata, Actinopteri, Cyprinodontiformes, Rivulidae.
AGAUCAGACAUUUUGCAGGAAGUCCCGCCCUCCGUUUCCGGUGUUUACGACAUCAUAAAAACAAAAACGUGCAUGCUGGUACAAGGUUGAGUAACGGAGACAGAAGCAGGAAAUGUAAAAAGAAGACAGAGUUGCACAUUACGUUAAACGAUGCAACAUUCUUCUUCCAACUAUCAACUCUAGGAGCCGCCGUUUGGCAACGAGUGCGAGUUAACCGAGCUCAGCGGGUCUUAAACUGAAGACAGCCUGCCGACCAGAUGCUUUCCCCGGGAAGGACCGUCUGCUCCCGGCUGCUGAGGCCGACCUCGUGGCUUCUUUUCCGGCAGGUCACUGAACGAGCAGCCGCCGGCUCCGUGCAGAAAGAGUUGAUCAAGAAAUAUGAGCUGGGGAAAGAUGAGCUGCGGCCUCUUUACAUGGACUUCCAGGCGACCACUCCCUUGGACCCUCGAGUGCUGGAUGCCAUGCUGCCCUACCAGGUGAACUACUAUGGUAACCCACACUCCAGGACACAUGCCUACGGCUGGGAGAGUGAGCGCGCCAUGGAGAAAGCCAGGACGCAGGUUGCUGAUCUCAUUGGAGCCGAUCCCAGAGAAAUCAUCUUCACCAGCGGAGCCACAGAGUCCAACAACAUGGCCAUUAAGGGCGUGGCCAGGUUCUACAAGGCCAAGAAGGGUCAUGUGAUCACCACACAGACCGAGCAUAAAUGUGUCCUGGACUCGUGUCGAAUUCUGGCGGCUGAAGGGUUCAACAUUACUUACCUGCCCGUGCAGAAGAAUGGACUGCUGGACCUGGAGCUGCUGGAGGCCUCCAUCCGUCCCGACACGUCACUGGUGUCCGUGAUGACAGUCAAUAACGAGAUUGGAGUCAAGCAGCCCGUCGAAGAAAUUGGCCAGAUUUGUCGAUCCAAAGGAGUCUUUUUCCACACGGAUGCUGCUCAAGCUGUUGGAAAGAUUCCCAUCAGUGUCUCCGACUGGAAGGUUGACCUGAUGUCCAUCAGUGGUCACAAGAUCUACGGACCCAAAGGUGUGGGUGCCUUGUAUGUUCGUCGCCGGCCGCGAGUCCGUUUGGAGCCGCUGCAGAGUGGGGGCGGGCAGGAGAGGGGUCUUCGCUCUGGCACCGUUCCCACCCCGCUGGUUGUUGGGCUGGGAGCUGCCUGCAGCAUCGCCCAGAAGGAGAUGGAGUAUGACCACCAGAGAGUGUCCAUGCUUGCUAAUCGCCUGGUCCAGAAGAUCAUGUCUGAGAUUCCCCAAGUCAUCAUGAAUGGAGACCCAGAACAGCGUUACCCCGGCUGCAUAAACCUUUCAUUUGCCUACGUGGAGGGAGAGAGUCUCCUGAUGGCCCUGAAGGAUGUUGCUCUGUCAUCUGGAAGUGCUUGUACGUCGGCGUCUCUGGAGCCAUCGUACGUCCUCAGAGCGAUCGGCACCGAUGAAGACCUGGCUCACUCCUCCAUCAGGUUCGGUGUUGGCAGGUUCACCACAGAAGAAGAGGUCGACUACACGGCAGAAAAAUGCAUCCAGCAGGUCCGCAGGCUCCGAGAGAUGAGUCCUUUAUGGGAGAUGUUCCAGGAAGGCGUUGACCUGAAGAGCAUCAAGUGGACGCAGCAUUGAGCUCCGUCCACUUCCUGUCUGCUUCCUACGGUUCCAAGAGAUCCUUGGAACAAUCCGACACAAACACGCACAAACUUCCUGUCCGACUUGAAGUCUGUUUGUAGCUGAAGCUCCUCCAGAUGUUGCUCAAAGUCGAAAAACAAAACCGUUUCUGUGAGGCUUUUCCAAAGUGCGCAGCUUUGGGGUUAUUGGGGACAAAAAAUGUGUAAACUGUUCAGUGAGGACUGUGAAGGAACUGCUGGCAACUCGAGGUUUGACAACAAGAAGCUGGCCCGCAGAACUUUAGCUUGUUUGACCGCUGAGGGAAAAAGUGAUGGAGAAAACGAGCUGCAGAAUAUUUAUCACGUGCCAUUUCUGAACAAAAUGUAAGAAAGGAGAGACGAAACUUUUACACAGAUGAAAAUAUUGUUAAAAUAAAAAUAUCUGGCUUAUUUUGUGCCAGCUCGUGCUUUUUUUUUUUUUUUUUUUUUUUUUUUCCCCC